Messenger RNA from Epinephelus fuscoguttatus (brown-marbled grouper), 3379 nucleotides. Its product is annotated as zinc finger protein 771-like. The coding region runs from base 206 to 1327 and encodes 373 amino acids. The record is from RefSeq and is a predicted model, not a curated record. NCBI's taxonomy places the organism in Eukaryota, Metazoa, Chordata, Actinopteri, Perciformes, Serranidae. The transcript has 2 exons.
GGAAGUUCCUUUGUUAUCUGUCGGUCGUAAGCAAGAUCAGCGGAGUGUGUUUGUUGGUAAAGAAGUGUGUGUGUGUGUGUGAGAGAGAGAGAGAGAGAGAGAGAGCUCUGACCGAUCCUCUGUGUGUUUUCACGCCGACGACACAGCUCCUGGAGUUAGCCUGGCGUGCUAGCUGUUAGCGGAAGUCUCUUAUCAGAGUGUGAAGAUGUGUAAAGUCCAAAUGCUGAGAGCGUUGGUGAAGCAGCGACUAACUGCGGCUGCUGAAGAGAUAUUUGGGCUGUUUGAAAGAACGAUAGCAGAGUACGAGGAGCAACUUUGUCGCUCAAAAGAGGAGAACGAGCGACAACGGAAACUACUGGACGCUGUUUACAACCCUCAGCUCAGGUUACACAGAGCAGAGGUCCAGCAGCAGCUGUUGGUGGUUAAAGAAGAGGUUCCCCCUGAGCAGCAGGAGUGGAGCUCCAGUGUGGACCAGGAGGACCCAGAGCCCCCACACAUUAAAGAGGAAGAGGAGGAACUGUGGAGCAGUCAGGAGGGAGAGCAGCUUCAAGGGCUGGAGGAGGCUGAUAUCACCAAGUUCACAUUCACUCCUGUCCCUGUGAAGAGUGAAGAUGAUGAAGAGACACCUCAGUCUGAGGGACACCACUGUGGAGGACCAGGACCAGGACCACCAGGAUCAGGACCAGCGCCAGGAGACUCUCCUGAACCUGACCCAGAUACUGACGAUAGCAGGGAAUGGGAGGAGCCUGGAGAACCUCCGUCAGGAUCAGUCCCUCUGAGCACUCCAAGACAAGGAGAGAAACCAUUUGGCUGCACUAAUUGUGAGAAACGAUUUGGCUUCAAGAACUCUCUGAAGAGACACAUGAGAACCCACACAGGAGAGAAACCAUUUGGCUGCUCCCUCUGUGAUGCCAAGUUCCUGCGUAUGGAAAACCUGAAGCGGCACACUAUUGUUCACACGGGAGAGAAACCGUACCGCUGCUCUGUGUGUGGGAAAACUUUCAAUGAGAGUGGACACCUGAACCGACACAUGAGGAACCACACGGGAGAGAAACCAUUCAGCUGCUCCGUGUGCGGGAAGAGAUUCCCUCGGAAGGAUAACUAUGUUCAACACAUGACGUGUCACACGGGCGAGAAACCGUUCAGCUGCAGCGUCUGUGGCAGGAGUUUCUCGUGGCGGACACAGCUGAAAAACCAUCAGUGUAGCGGCGGACUAUCGUCACGGCUCCAUCAGACUCGACCUGAGGAGAACAAGGAGAGUUCAGACAACGGAGUUAAUGAGCAGGACAGCAGCCCCGUCCACCUGUUUCCCCAUGCCGCUCUGUAGACCCCAUCAAUCUGCGUUCCUUUCCUGUAGGAUCACACUCUGUCUGUUGUCUCUGGUAUGGCUGCAGUGAGACUCCGCCUCUUCCUGUUACACUUAUAAUAAAAAACUGGUCACAAAAAAACUGUUACUCUGCUUCAGUUUGUGGGUCAGCAGUUAGCAUGUCAGUUAGCAGUUAGCAUGUCAGUUAGCAUGUCAGUCAGCAGUUAGCAUGUCAGUUAGCAGUUAGCAUGCCAGUCAACAGUUAGCAUGUCAGUUAGCAUGUCAGUCAGCAAUUAGCAUGUCAGUUAGCAGUUAGCAUGUCAGUUAGCAUGUCAGUUAGCAGUUAGCAUGUCAGUUAGCAUGUCAGUCAACAGUUAGCAUGUCAGUUAGCAGUUAGCAUGUCAGUUAGCAGUUUUCAGUUUUGAGCAGGAAUAUGAACAGGUCAGGUUUCUUUAUUGUCCCCUCAGGGAAAUUUGUUGUGCAGCAAGAGUUUACAUAAAACACAGUACAAUGAGGGCAUCAUCAUCAACAGCAACAAUAAUAAAUACAAAUCAUGAGAUAAAAAAACAACAUACCAGUUGAAUUACCAGUUGGUAAUUUCAUAUCAAGUAAAAACUGCAAGAGUGCCUGAGUGCAGGAUCACAGACAAGGUGCUAACUGCUACUGAGCAGAUUUAUAACACUUGGAAUCUUGGAAGAUCUUUUCGGCCUCCAAACAGGUGCCCUGAAACGGCGACCUGAGGGCAGCAGCUCAAACUCCCCUGGAAGCGGGUGGUCCUCACAGACCAGUGGAGCAUCAGCCCUCCCAGUUAUAGUUAUGGCCUGUUGUAAAUGGCCAAAAGCGUGUUCUGACUCCUCCCUGAGAUUUUACUGGCACUUUUCACAAGACACUGGAGUCGAUUCCUACAAGACAGAUUAAAGUUUCCAAACCAAACAAUAAUACAAAAAAUUAAAACAGAUUCAAUGACGCUCCUGUGGAAGAGCCUCAUCAUCUCAUUUUCCUCAAGAAAUAAAGUCUCUGUUGGACUUUUCCCGAGGUAAAAUCAGCAUGGGAUUCAAAAAUCAAUUUGUUGUCAAGAACAACACCCAGAUAUUUUCAACUACACCAAAAUCAAUAACUUUUUUUUUCAUAACGUUUUUUGUUUUGGACAAAUUUAAAUGGAGCAAAGACUCAUCACAUGAUCCUGUUCCUCUCUCUCAGGAAGGCUGACAAUAACGAUGUGUCUGUUCCUAUAAAUUAUUCUGCACUCACUGGUGUACAUGAUGUUAAGAAGAGGGGAGAGACAUCGCCAGAUGUUUUAAAACUUCUCUCUUGAUCAGCUGUUCAAAGGACUUCAUAACUAAUCAAGUGAGAAUCAUUUAACUCUUCAGGUGUGUUACGCUCGGCUCCUGGGACAAUAAGCCUCAGAAGUGAUGUGCACAGGUUUUUGGUACCUUGCCACAGACGUGAUCAGGUCCUGGGCUCUUACUCUUCGUAUGUUUAAAAAUACUGGUCACACUUUAACAUCAGUAACAAGUGAUGGUCUUUUCUUGUAUCUUAUUCAACUGUGCAGUAAAAUCAUGAUGAUCAAAUUUUAAAUAAAAACUAUUGAGUUCAUCAGCCAGAUGUUUAUCUGAGUGAAAGCCACUCACAGUGACUCCCUGCUGCCCUCAUCAUGUCAUGUUAUCACAGCCUGUCUUUAAGAUGUUACUGCGAAGCUCUGCCUCAGUCUCAUCCUCAUACCUCACUUUAGCCUUUUUUAUUUCAGCCCUCACCUCCUUCUUUAAUUCCCUCUCAGAAACUAUAUCCCCUUGUCAAAUGCAUUUCUCCCAUUCAGUAUCAGACUCUUUGUUAGGAAAGAUCAUCACUGCUUUGGUAGCAAUCACAGAGUCUUUGCAGAAGGAGCUAUAACUACACGCAACCUUUAGGACAUGAAAAGACAGGACAGGACAGGACGCUGGACAAACUUUAAGAAAACACACUUAAAAACUAACAAACAUAUGAGCAACACGAGCUGCUGGUCGCCUCAGAGCAGCACCCUCUCUUCCAGUUAGCAGUUAGCCGAUCAGUUCAGUUACUCCGCACAGAUUCACA